AACACCAUCGUUACCAUUACCAAUAAAUCCAUCUUCAUUUUUAUUGCACACACUGCUUCCAAUAUUUUUAGUACUAACGACUUUCGGACCUGGUUACCAAACGAUUUCUUCUUUUGCUAUUAUCUAUUUUCCUCUUUCUGUGUAUUACAUAAGAACAUGCACACGAUGGUGGUGGAUAUUUUUAUUUUAUAUAAUGAAUAGUAUAGGAUUUAUGUUGGCAUAUAUGAAUACAAUGAAUUUAGGUGAUGAUUUAAGAAGCUAUAAAGGAAUAACUUUUGGUAUCGGAUUAAUUGUAAGCUUGAUAAUUCUCAUACCAUACGUCUUUGAUAGAAUUGCUCAAAGCAAAUUUUCAAGUGAUGGAUGGGCUAGAAUUCUGAUCUUCCCUUGUGUUUGGACUGGAAUAUGGACUAUUUUUUUAUUUUCGUGGCCAUUAGGUGAUUGGGGAAAUUAUGCAUUUACUUUAUUAAAUUACGAAGAGAUUAUGCAGUUGGCAUCAUUUGCAGGAUUAGGAGGAAUAAAUUUUAUAUUGUCAUGGAGUGGUCCGGUAGGAAGUGAUAUAAUAUAUUAUCACGUGACAAAGAAUCAAAAUUCAUCUACGGCAACAACGAGCACUGGUUCUAUUGUAGUUGAUGAAGUAUCAAUUGAAGAUAACAGCACUGACACUGUAUUAAGACAUCCACCUACUCGAACUCCGAAAAGGAGUUUAACAUUACCAACAUUUAUUAAUUCAUUGAGUAUUUAUAUUUUUGUGUUGUUUUUGGUUAUCACUUACGGUAGCAUUAGAUUAAAUACUAGUUUUAUACCGUUUUAUCAAAAAAGUAUUAAAGAAACUUUUCCUCAAGAAUUGGUUAAUUUUGGCUGUGUUAUAGGAAAUUCCGAUAAUCAAAUAGAUGAUUAUAUGAGUUACGUAAACCUAACCCAAAAUUUGGCAAUUUCAGGUAACAAAAUUAUUCUUUGGUCAGAAGGAGUGGCCGGAAUAUUCAAUGAAGCGGAUCUCAACUCAUUAUACGAAUCAAUUAGAAAUAUCAGCAUAUCUUAUAAUGUAUACAUUGGUUUUACUUACCUUGAUGCUACUAACCACCCUAAUACUACUAUAUAUAAUAAACAAGUAGUGAUCAAUAAUAAAGGUGAUGUGGUUAUAGAUUAUAAGAAAAGUAAUUUAGUACCUUUUGUAGAAGCUAAUUUUAUAACUAAGGGUAAUAAUAAGUUGCAAACUUUCCAAAGUGAGGAUUUUGGAAUUAUUGGAUCCGCCAUUUGCUUUGAUUUUGAUUUUCCUAAAUUAAUUGGUCAAGCACCUUCAAAGAAAGUUAAUUUAAUGUUGGAUUCUAGUUAUACUUGGGGCCCGGUUGGACCAUUACAUGCACGUAUGAAUUCGAUACGUUCAAUAGAAAAUGGAUUUACAAUAUUUCGUUGUAAUUCGGAUGGAGUUUCAGGAAUAUGGAAUCAAUAUGGACAUCCAUUACAUUUCAUUCCAACAGUGAAUACAAACACGACUACUUUUCAAGUUCCAAUCAACGUGGUAAAGAAUAGAGUUAAAACUGUUUAUUCUGUAUUUGGUGAAACUUUUGGAUGGAUUUGUGUCGGUGGUAUCGGUAUUUAUUUGAUUGUUAUAGUUGUAGCGAUAAAAGGCAGUGAUCAAUGGAAAGCUAGAAUUAUUCAUUGGUCAUAAAAAAGACUUUGUUUACCUUAUUUAAGAAUAUCCAUGCUGCGGUGAUAAUCAUUUGUCAAUCGGAGUGGUAAAAAUAUUUCCGUUUACUUAAACCAAAAUUAUCCUUAUUUUGGUAUCGUAAACCUGUUUAUCUUAUCAUAACUAAUUAAUUAGGAAUACUAUCUCUUUUUCUAGUAACAUGCUUUUGCCUUUAUUUUAAUUAUUCAUAAAAUGUUUAAAUGUAUUUAUAAACUUUAUAUAAUUUUUAAACGUAAACGAAAAAAGUCAACGUAUAAAAAUAGUAAAGAGAUUAGAAUGUUCGAUAAAAAUUUAUUAAAUUCAAUAUCAUCUACCCAAGAUUCUUAUGAUAUUAUAGGUAAAAAAUUACCAGUCAAAGAAUUAACCCCUAUUAAAAAUUCAAAUGAUAAUAACCCCUUUAGAGAUAAGGAAUUUUUAAGUGAAAUUUAUAAUCAAAAUUAUAAAGAAUUUCAUGUUUACAGUUCCAUUCUCUCGAAAGAU
This is a messenger RNA of Rhizophagus irregularis DAOM 181602=DAOM 197198, 2167 nucleotides long. NCBI's taxonomy places the organism in Eukaryota, Fungi, Glomeromycota, Glomeromycetes, Glomerales, Glomeraceae. The record is from RefSeq and is a predicted model, not a curated record.